Molecule: messenger RNA, 2209 nt
Organism: Sinocyclocheilus anshuiensis
Lineage: Eukaryota; Metazoa; Chordata; Actinopteri; Cypriniformes; Cyprinidae
Gene: rab23
Product: RAB23, member RAS oncogene family
Exons: 7
Coding region: 657-1370 (237 amino acids)
Molecular function (GO): GTP binding; GTPase activity
Source: RefSeq, a predicted model, not a curated record
UUUCUAUCAUUGACGCUGAACCGCCCAGCAUAUAUGCUAUUUGAAAUCUGCCAUGUUUUCUUAUGGGACCAGCUCUUCUUUGUGCUGAUUGAUUUCUCAUUUUGCAUCGUUCCAGCUGUGCUGAAGUUCUGAGAAGUCAAGACAGGCUUUUAUUUUGAAAGUGCUUGGUGUUUGGUGGUCUCCGCGCUUCAGUCAGUGCCGCGGCCCCCGGCGCACAGUCGCGAAUCACCCAAAGCGCGUUAAGACGCUGCUGUGUCUGCGGACAUCUGCGUCCUCAGAGCCCGCUGGACUCUGUAGUAUCCAAGCGGCAUUGUUAGUCUGUGUAAGAGACACGCACAGAGAGAGGGAGAGCAGUAAAGGAGGAGGAGGAGGAGGAGGCCACUCCUUUGAUAAACUCUGCAAACGCAAAAAAGCUCGCUCCAUACAGCUGCUGCUGGCUUAUAUUUACAUUCAGCAGAUGUGUUUGGAUUGAUAAAUCACUGGAGCUGUGUGUUUGGAUCUCUGGACAGUCCGCGUUCUUUAUUAUUCCCGAGUCGGGUCUUCAAAGAGAAAACUAUGUAACCUGGUAACACACGAAUACAGGCUAGAGUUGAGAAGGUCCUAGAGCAGCACUAAGCCGGGCCGGAGUGAGGUGAAAGCGCAGGCACAUCGCAGCCAUGCUGGAGGAGGACAUGGAAGUGGCCAUCAAGGUGGUGGUGGUGGGGAACGGAGCGGUCGGGAAGUCCAGUAUGAUCCAGCGAUACUGCAAGGGCAUCUUCACAAAGGACUACAAAAAGACCAUCGGGGUUGACUUUCUGGAAAGACAGAUCAUAGUUAAUGGCGAGGACGUCAGGCUGAUGUUGUGGGACACGGCGGGACAGGAGGAGUUUGAUGCCAUCACCAAAGCCUAUUACAGAGGCGCUCAGGCCUGUGUGCUGGUCUUCUCCACCACCGACAGAGAGUCCUUUGAGGCCAUCAGCAGCUGGAGGGAGAAAGUGGAGAUGGAGGUCGGGGACAUACCCACCGUCCUGGUGCAGAACAAAAUCGAUCUGCUGGACGACACGGUUAUCAAAAAUGAGGAGGCUGAAGGUCUCGCUAAGAAGCUGAAGUUAAGAUUCUAUCGGACGUCAGUGAAAGAAGAUCUCAACGUCAAUGAAGUUUUUAAGUAUCUAGCUGACAAAUAUCUGCAACGACUCAAGCAGCAGUCGGCAGAGGAGACAGGGGUUGUUCACACAUCCAGCAAUAAAAUAGGCGUUUUCAACACUUCCGGCGGCAGUCAUCCCAACCAGACUGCCGGCGAUCUGAACGGCCGUGAGGUCAUAAACCUGCGCCCAAACAAGCAGAGGACCAAGAAAACAAAAAACCCCUUCGGUAGCUGCAGACUGCUCUGACGAGUAGGCCUAAAUCUUUUGGACACUGCCCUUCCUCACAUUUUAACAAUGAUUGUGGCUCAAAAUUUGAAUGAAAAGCGAAUAUAUUUUCUCACAGUCAAAUAUUUGGUGAGUUAUUCCAUGUGGUACACAGAAGGGUAAUUUUCUCUAAUGAGAGUACUUACAGCGGGAAAAAAACCGACUUCUAACACACCAUUUGUGCAUUUGGACUGUUCAUCGUUAGUGCAGUAUGCUUGUAUUGAUGGAGGUGCAUCAUUCGCUAUCACAAUCUUCCCUUAAAAGUUGUUUCUUAUAUGAACGUCGUCACAAGUUUCAAUCCGUAUGUUCUUAUAGGUAUUUUUGUAUGAAAAAUGUAGUAAAGUAAUGACUUACUUAAAUUCAUAACAUUUAACACAGUGCCAAAAUGUUUGUAAACUCUACAAACUUUUUAAAGAAAUUUAGUAAAUGGUUGAGCGAGUCAGAUUUUUAAUCAUUUUUAUCAUUGAUAUGCAUCAAUCAGCAUCCUCUUCUGAAGCUCUGUCAUGUUCUAACACUAUACCAAAUGCAAGAGAUGGGUUUAUAUAGAAAGGUAUUCUUUUGGGAUAAAGAAAAGUUAAUUUUUUAAUAUUUUUAUUUGGUCGCUGACAACUGGCAACGCCGCCAGAUAUUAGUGUAAAACGGCACACUCUUACUGCUAGGGCUGGGCGAUAUUGCUACUAGACGUUACUUGAUAUAAUUAAGCCGUUAUGAAAAUGACAUUGAAAUGGCAUAAAACUGUUGUAGCAAAUUGUGCAUCAAAAUGUUAAAAUUAAAAUGCAGUAAAAAUCAAGCCAUGUUUUCACACUGUUCACUAAAUGAAC